Messenger RNA from Ceratotherium simum simum (southern white rhinoceros), 925 nucleotides. The record is from RefSeq and is a predicted model, not a curated record. Lineage: Eukaryota; Metazoa; Chordata; Mammalia; Perissodactyla; Rhinocerotidae.
CCUCUGCACCCCUCCCUUUCUCUGUUUGUUGGGAGGCACAAAACAGGAAAUGACUGCCAUGGAUGUGAAUUGAAAUCGAAGACACCGACGAAACCUGACUGCGCAGCCUGUGCUCCUGGGGACCCCUCGGCCUGAUACCCACCGACGUCUGGUCACAGAUUCCCGCUGCAUCGAGGCCUACCCACUGACUCCAUGCUGGGCUCUCCCGGCCUUCUGUGGCUCCUGGCUGUCAGCUUCUCCUUGGUUCCCAGAGCGCAGCCCUUCACCCCUCAAGUCUCUGAGGAAGAGGAGGAAGAUGAGACAGUGUGGCCACCUUUGCCGGCUGUCCCCUGUGACUACGACCGCUGCCGCCACCUGCAGGUGCCGUGCCAGGAGCUGCAGAGGGCCAGCCCAACGGCCUGCCUGUGCCCCGGCCUCUCCAGCCCGGCCCAGCCGCCCGACCCGCCACGCCUGGGCGAAGUGCGCGUGGUGGCCGAGGCCGGCCUCGCGGUGGUGCACUGGUGUGCCCCCUCUUCCCCGGUCCACCAGUACUGGCUGCUGCUUCGGGAAGGCAGCGGGGCACCCCAGAAGGGUCCCCCCCUCAACUCAACCGUCCGCAGGGCAGAACUGAAGGGACUGAAGCCUGGGGGCGCUUAUGUCGUUUGCGUGGUGGCCGCUAACGGGGCAGGAGAGAGCAGCGUGCCCAAGGCGGGCGGUGAGGGCCUCAAGGGCCCUGCCUUUGGGCCCUGCGGCCGCCUGGCCGUGCCCCCCAGCCCCCAGACACUGGUCCACGCAGCCGUGGGCGUGGGCACGGCGCUGGCCCUGCUCAGCUGCGCCGCCCUGGUCUGGCACUUCUGCCUGCGCCAGCGCUGGGGCUGUCCCCGCCGCACGGCCACCCGACCCGCCGCGGGGCUCUGAGCAGCCUCGGAGCAUCUCCCGCCAAGCC